GGAGUGUCGUUCUUUUGGACUCUGCGAAUUUCAAGUUUCUGAAACGAAAUAGCUAGACUAAUUAUCUGUUUAUAGAAUUGAUGUUCGAAAUCAUGGUAUCUGAGUGAACUGCAUUGGAGCAGAAAAUCUUGGAGGGAACAUCAAUACUAUUCUAAUGACAUUCCAUAGGAAUAAAAAUUAUUUACGCCCUCAACUGCUCAGAGUUCAACAGUUGUGAAAAUGGAAACCACCGACGCCGCAUGACGUAGCAACAACAUGAUACUGAUAGUGAUAGCGACAUAUUCUGAAAAGUUGUGAAGAAAUACAGCGCUACGGCCUCAGGGUCAAUCUUGGGACCGAGUUGACCUUGGAUUGCCCUUUGACCUGCAAUCAUGGCGGAGCUUGCUGAACGGCAGCGGGUGGUAGACGCCAUGUUUGUCCAGUAUGAUAAGGAAUGUAAAGGGGAACUGGAUCCAGUGGAACUUCAACUCUUGCACGAGAGCCUUCGGAUGGGAGGGAUCAGUAUACCACAGGUGAAGGCAUCUAUGAUGUACUGCUGUGCCUUUGAGGAUUCCUGCGAACCCAGUGAACUCUUCGGUGUCCUGCAGGAGAUGGACAGGAGGUACUUCCUUCUUCAGGACUUCCGUUGGGAAUUCGACCUCCUGGAUAGAGAGCAGAAGGGUUUCAUCACAGAAGACCAAGCAAGAUUUAUGUUUGAAGCAGUGCAUGGAAACCUGUUCUCACGUCGUCGAUGGGAGAAGUUUUUACGCAACCGACCAGUCAGGGGUAGCGGGAUCAGCUUCGCUGAGAUUGAGGUGGACCUGUGUAACAUCCCUAACCGACAAGAAAUAGCCAUGGAAGAAUAUGAAGAACUACGAGAAAAAGAAGAAAGGAACAAGAAGCACGAAGGAAAGAAACAGCAGGAGGAGGAGGCCAGAGAUGCGAGGAGGAAACUUGAGGAUGAGGAGAGGAGGAGGAAAGCAGAGGAGCAAAGAAAGAAGGAUGAAGAUGAGAGAAGAAGAAAGAAGGAGGAAGAGGAGAGGGUGGAGGAUCAGAGGGCGCAAGAGCAAAGAGAGCGAGAAGACGAAGAGAGAGGAAGGAGAGAAGCGGUUGAACGGGAAGCAGAGCAAGAGAAGAAGGAGAUGGAUGAGAAAGAGAAGGAGCGGCAGAGGGAGCUGGAGAUCAUCGAGGUCCAGCAAGCCCUGGAGGCCCAGAGGGAGCUGGAGGCCAAGGCUAUAGCACUCCAGGAGGAAGAGAGAGCCGAGAUGGAGAAGAAUAAAAAUGUGGAGGAUGAGGCCAAGGAAGCUGCAGAAAAGGCUAAAGCGGCUGAGGAGGAGGCUAAGAAGGCGGCAGCGGCUGUCAAGGAGGCAAAGGAUGCGGCGAGCAAGAAAGCAGCAGAAGAGGCUGAGAAAGCCGCCAAAGAAAAGGCUAAACGUGAACGUCACAACAAGAUUCGCAAGGAACUCAAGGUGGCCAUCAAGGAGAAGGACAAGGCCAAGCUACAGAAGUCUGUCAAGGAGUUCAAGGAUGCCAAGCUCGCUGACACAGAGGGCGACCUUGCGAAGGCGGAAGCCAUCCUCAAACGCUUCAAGGCAAGGGAUGAUUUGGUGAAAGCCAUGGACAAGCGCAGCCUGGAGGACCUGGAAAAGGCCAUCAAGUUUGUCAAGAAGAAUGGCUUCGAGGCCCACAUGCCCCAGGAGAUGAUCAAGGCCAACAAGAUGCUGCUGUCGCUCAAGCGGCUCAAGCGCCUCCGGGAUGAGAUCCUCAAUCUCAAACAGAGCACCGUGGCAGAGAUCCGUAGCUACUCCAAGCCUCCGGACCAGGUCCACAAGGUCAUGACCGGCACCUACCUCUUGCUAGGCAACAAGGAGAAGGAGCUACUGGUAUGGAAGGGGAUGCAGGCCCUCAUUGGGAAGACCGGUAAAGAGGGCUUGAAGCGACGUGUCAUGGAAUGCGACCCCAAUAAGAUUCCUCUUGCCCCCUCUGAGCGUACCAUCGCCCUCCUCUCGAAGUUCGACCUUGAGCAGGUCAGAGAUGUCAGUGCCGGUGCUGCUGUUUUCUUCGCUUGGGCUACAGCCACGGCCGAGGAUGUGAUCGAGAGGGAAAGGCAGAAGGCGGAGGGCAUCACGCCAACGGAACUACAAAAGGGACACAAGACCAUCAAGACGGAGAUGAAAUCUGGAAACAUUACUAUCACAAUUUAGCGAGAGAGGGAGGCAUUGACACGGAACUGCCAACUAGUAUUGUUUUCAGUAGUCAGUACUAAAAAAAAUGAGAGAAAUAUUGAUGGUUUCAUACAAACUAUGGAUCUCUAAAGUGUCGGUUUGUGUAUUUAUGGUAUUUCUUUGAAAAUACUGAUUUCUCACCAAAUACUGAUUUUCAUCUUUUAAAGUACUGAAAUGUUCUUAUUCAGGUUUGCAGCUCUGUUGAUAUGUUAUAGAAGAGAUACACUGGUAAGGGGGUGGAUAGAUAAUGUGGCACGCAGAGAGAGAGAGAGAAGGGGGAGGAAAGAGAGAUAGGGAUGGAAAGAGGCAGAUAGAAAAAGAGACAUGAAGCAUACGAGAGAGGGGGACAUUUGCACACACAUAGAGAAAUGGGUAAGACAGAGAUGGAAGAAGGAAAGAAAGAGAAAGAAAGAUGUCCAUGGAAAAACAAUAUAUUUCAUGUGGAAUGAUGAGCAUAAGUUAUUGAAGGGAUGGUGGGGUUGAGAGAGAGAUAGAGAGUGAGUGAGAGAGAGAGACGGAUUAUGGACUUAAUAUUUUGAAAUAAUUAGUUGUGACAAAAAUAUAUUUGAAAAUUAUGUUACUGUAUAUAGCUGUAAUAAUUUUGAGAUCAAGAUGAUAUAUUUAUACUUUUUUUUUUUACUGAUUUUGAUUACCAGCGAACAAAUUCAUUUUUUUAAUAUUUCCUGCAACUCUACCAUUCCAGUUGAUUAUGACAAUUGGCAAGGCGUUGAUCUUCAUUUGCCGCUCUCCACCCAGGUUUGCGACCCGGAAGGAAGGAAUUCCUUAAAUGCUCGAGCACCUGAUUGGGGUAGCUGUGCAAAGCUGGGGUAAUAGUAUGCUUCACCUAGACA
Molecule: messenger RNA, 3055 nt
Organism: Lytechinus pictus (painted urchin)
Lineage: Eukaryota; Metazoa; Echinodermata; Echinoidea; Temnopleuroida; Toxopneustidae
Product: cilia- and flagella-associated protein 251-like
Exons: 12
Coding region: 372-2183 (603 amino acids)
Source: RefSeq, a predicted model, not a curated record